AAUAAGUCCCACCAUCUCCGUCAUCUCCUAUCGAUGUAUUAGACGAAGUCACGGUAACUGUCCGAUUAUGUGAGGAUAAAAUGAUAAUUCCCCAAGUCGAUUUUCUGACUUACCCGUGGUACACUCCGCCACCUGACUGUAAACAAAGUAUUCUUCAGGAUUUGAUCUACCAAAAAACAGAGACGCGGCAAUGGCACACACAGUUUCCGAAAUCACAGACUUGCGAAUCUACCCUAUCAAGUCCUGUCGCGGAAUCUCAGUUAAAUCGGCCAAACUCACGCGAGAAGGGUUGGAGCUUGAUAGAAGAUGGAUGUUCAUCGACAGUAGCCAUAAAUUCGUCACCAUUCGGUCAAAGCCGCAAAUGACCCUGAUCAACACAUCCAUUGACCAUGAAACGGACAGCCUAGUCAUCCAAAUCGGCCAUAACCGCGACAAACAAGUCAAAGUCCCUAUUCAUCCAACCCAGCAAUGGCUCGAGGCAAAUACCAAUUUGGUGUCCGUCGACAUAUGGGAGUACAUCACCGACGCUUAUGCCUAUGCCAGUCCAGAAAUUAAGGGUUUAUUCUCCGAUUUCUUUGGCGAACCAGUCGACUUGGUUGUGAAGGGCCCGGAGCCUAGAAUUUGUCGCGGUAACGGCGAUCCAUCCAUCUUGGGACGGGUAGAGAAAGUCAACUUCCCAGACAUGCUCCCUGUGCAAAUCGCGUCCGAAUCCUCACUGAAGGAAUUGAAUGGAAGGUUGAAGGAAUUGGGUAAGAAAGAAAUCACAAUCGAGCGCUUCCGGCCAAACAUUAUAAUCAAGGGUGGUGAGCCAUGGUCCGAGGACUCCUGGAAAACAGUCCGCAUCAACGGCGAUAAUUCCCUGCUUACUUCAAUCACUGGUGGGAACCGAAAUGCCAUCGACCUCGAUGUAGCCGCCAGGUGUGCGCGAUGUACAGUUCCGAACGUUGAUCCAGAUACCGCAGAGAAAGAUCCGCACCAACCCUGGGAUGUUUUGGUGAGCUAUCGAAGGGUUGACCCAGGCAUCAAAUACAAGCCCUGUUUCGGUAUGCUCUGUUGUCCUCGGAACGAAGGUAAUAUUGAGGUUGGUAUGCGCUUCGAGGUAACGGACGUUACCUCGAACCAUCGUUUCAUCAAACCUUUCUGAGUUCUUAGGGUGCAGGACUUCUCAAGCUCGUCUUGGGCAUUCUGUUAGUAUCACCAGCUGCGGUGGCAACCGACGCUGCCACGUAUAUCAUGAUAUGAUGGGGAAUGCAAAGCAUUUUUCAAGCACCUGGGAGCCCAAAACAAGGAGCUAGGAUUGACUCAUGUCCGCGCUCAAGUUAUUUCUCAAACUUGUGCAAGAGUCGAAUUGAGGCACACCAUGUGGGAAAUCCUCUGAAAUUGAAUGGCAGCGCCAACAGCAACUGCACGGUAUGCAUAGUGUCAAUCAGUGCCAGUGGUACAUAGCAAGGCAGUCAAUGCUCCGGGUAACGUUUGCGGCGAGCCGGCUGUUUUGACGGCGGCUAUCAGGGAGCUCGGACGAAGCACGGGUCGUGUUGAUCACGUCCCUGCCAUGGGAAGCCGAGGGAGGCCCAGCACAGUGCAGCAGCCAGUUCUGAGAGGUAAAUAAUAUGAUGCAACUUCUCUAUCUUCAAGUGUUUUUGU
Exophiala dermatitidis NIH/UT8656 is the source of this 1644-nucleotide messenger RNA. RefSeq lists its product as uncharacterized. NCBI's taxonomy places the organism in Eukaryota, Fungi, Ascomycota, Eurotiomycetes, Chaetothyriales, Herpotrichiellaceae. The transcript has 2 exons. The record is from RefSeq and is a predicted model, not a curated record. The coding region runs from base 191 to 1144 and encodes 317 amino acids. Gene Ontology annotation, molecular function: pyridoxal phosphate binding; catalytic activity; molybdenum ion binding.